Messenger RNA from Rotaria sp. Silwood2, 861 nucleotides. The record is from the annotation of a GenBank genome assembly. Lineage: Eukaryota; Metazoa; Rotifera; Eurotatoria; Philodinida; Philodinidae.
AUGAUAGAAUUUGAAAUUUUCUCUCAUGAUGGUCUUCGACUUUCUGGUUAUGAUUGGCCAUCUAAUCAACAUCCAGAUUCACCAAUUGCUGUAGUAAUACUUUUACAUGGUAUUGCAGAAUAUUGUGGACGAUAUGAACAUCUUGCACAAUUUUUUAAUGAGAAUGAUAUAGCAGUAGUUUCAAUGGAUCUUCGCGGUCAUGGUUUGAGUGAAGGAAAACAUACUUUUAUACCGACAGCUGAAUCUAUAUUUCAAGAUAUUGAUUUAUUAAUAGAACAAUCACAACAUCGAUAUCCAUCAUGUCCAGCUAUUCUUUAUGGACAUUCAAUGGGUGGAACUUUAGCAUUAUCAUAUACACUUAAUCGAUAUUCUAAUGCAUCAGACAAAUGUCCAUAUCAAACUUUAAUAGUAUCAAGUCCUUGGAUUCGUUUAGCUCGAUUUCUUCAACCUCCUCGUCCAAUUAAUUCAUUAAUUCGAAAAGUUGGUCAAAUUAGUCCAUCAUUAAAAUUUCCCCUUCGAUUUAAUCCAGCUAAAAUUACACGGAAUGAAAAUAUUGUUUAUUCUUAUAGUGAAGAUCCUUAUAUACGUCGAUCAGGAACAUUAUCUCUUGCUCAUACAAUGGGUAAUGUUGCAAAAACACUUGAUCGAUCAAGUUGUACAUUUCAUAUACCUGUUUUAAUUCAACAUGGAGACGCUGAUGCAUUAACAAGUCAUAAUGCAAGUUCAAGAUUUGCUGAUCGAGGAAAAAAUAUUCAAUUUAAAAGUUGGCCAAAUUGUUUUCAUGAAUUACAUAAUGAACCUGAACGAGAAGAAAUAUUGAAUUUUGUAUUAGAUUGGAUUUGUGAGAAAAUUAUUGUUUAA